GUAACGCCAGACUUACCCAUUUCUCAAUUGGGCCUAUAAAUAGUUAACCCAGCCCAGAAUGUUAUAAAAUUACAAUGUGUCUGUCACGCGCCUCCGUGUCACGUGAAGGACGAAUCCCGCCAUCCCACCGAGUUUUUGCCUUUCUCAAAAAAUCCACGGAGGGAGGGAAGAGUAAAGACCUAAAAUUUGUUGAUUCUUUCUGCCUGAAAUCCACCUAGGGUUUCUGUGGAUUGAUUUGAAGACAAUCCGGAGUUGAAUUUGGGACAUCGUAUGAAUUUCUUCGUUGAUUUUUAGGGUUUUCCUUUUCCUGAAUUCUCCAAUGGAAGAUGCGUCGCGGUCUCGAGUCACUAUAACCCUAGGCCGCGGUGGUCAGGUGGUGAAAAGAACAGGGCUUGUUGCUGAUGAUGGUUCUUUUUCUGAUUCACGCCCUGCAGUUGGGAGUAAAAGAUCUGUCAGGGAUAGGUUGGGAGGCAAUGUUGAUCCAACCUCACUUUUCGACAGUAAACGUCAGCGAGGAGAUGGUAGUUGGAUGAGUACAAGCGCCUCUAAUUAUGUUGAUGAUAUGAGCCUAGGUAAGGAUGAUCUGCGGUACAAAAUCAUGCUCAAAAGGAGUCAAAGCAGUAACCACCGGAGUGAUUUGGAUCUUCGCGACUUAUUAUCUAGGCCUGCUCAGUCCUCAACAACAAGCUCGGGCACACAGAGGCGCACGGCCCAGCCGGAGGAUGUAAGAAAGCAUUAUCUGGAACCAAGGGAUAGUAGACAACCAAUGAAAGAUUCAAGGAAUUCUGGCCAGUUGGUGUCAGAAUCCAAGAAUGUUAGACAGCAACUUUUUGAACCCAGGGGCUACAGAGAACGGUUACCUGAUCCGAGGGAUAGUAGACAUGUCAUGCCAGAUCUUAAAGAUGCUCGAAAUUAUCGGUCGGGUGUGAUUAGUGUAAGCAUGCCAGGGCAAACAUUAUCCUCAAGAAGCAGUGGCAGUUUACCCCAAAUGGAGUCAUUAAGAAGUUCUCAUACUCCAUGGACACUAGAGAAUUUGAGGCAAAGGCCGGUAGAUAGGGUUGUGGGUUCUUCUAGGGGUGUCUCUCCACCAAGGCGGAAGGAAGAGAAAGAGCUAAGGCCUCUUGUCAGAGCCUAUGAUGAAUCCAGAGAAGCGUCAUACGCAAGCAGAGGAGCUUUUGAACAGUCACGUCAUGUGGGUUCUUCAUCACACUUGGUGAAAUCAGCUCCAACUGCUGGCCCUGCCAAGACGAUGGCAUUGCCUCAUCCACCUCAUCCACCAGUUUCUCUUGUGCAGAAAAAUUCUUAUCGAGUAUGGUCAACUUUUCCUCUCUCUCCUUAUUCUCUUAGGCCGCCAUGAUAGUUUAUGGGAACACACAGUUUAAAAACAACCAAAACAAGAAUGCUGGGUUGCCUAAAUCUUCCAAAAAAACAACCUCAACCCCAACCCCAUCCCCCCCUCCCUUUGCAAAAGUCUCUAAUUUUGAAAAAUAUAUGGAGGAAUUCGUGAACUUCCACUGCAACCUCGUUCAAGAGAGGAAACUAAGAAAUUCGUAUUAAAAACUUAAAAAUGAUCUAGUGAUUUUGCUUUUAUUUGCUCAAAUAAUCUUGUUGUUGUUUUGGGUGUUUGCAGACUGAAGAUCCGCUUACUGUUGAUAGUUUUUUGCAGUCACUUGGAUUGGAUAAAUACUCCAUUCUUUUCAAGGCUGAAGAGGUAGGUAUUCGUGAAGCAGUCCUUUUUGUUGUUGUCUUUGAACAACAUUUUGUUCACAAACUCUUUCAUUUGGGCUCUUACUUUUGUGGUCUUUUGAAGGGGGGAAACUCCUUUGUGUUUUGAGUUUUGCACCUGGCUGAAGGAAAUAGGCUAGUGACUUGAUUUUUCAAAUGCUAUCCAUGUUUAUAGGCUCUUUUGUGGGCAUCAUUCUGAUAGUUUUUGCUUUCCUGUACUUUUGAUAUGUGUUCCUAAGUUCUUUUUGCUUCAUUCUUUUUGCUGUAUUCGACUGAAAAGAGUAGUUAUUAUCGCCUUUGUCCCUACCUUUAGGAAAUAUUGAAGGUUAUUUGGAACUAGUUAUAAUGAAUAAAGAUUCUAGAUAAGGUAUAACGUGAAUAGUGGGUACAGUUGAGAAUCCCAAAAUUCCAAGGUUAGCUACUGUUGUCGUUUGGUGUCCAGUGAAAGGCUUGCUUGUUGGCAUCUUUCAUUACAAAAUUUUACUGGUUUUGUAUCUGUCCGUGCUUUCCUUUAAGACCUGCUAGUAUACAUUCUCUUUUCCUUUCAAAACACAAUAGAAAGGAAAAUGAAUCAUAGCAAGGCAGAAUUCCAGAAAUAAAACACCAAAAGAAGAGUAGCCAUUUAGAACAAUCAUGGCUUCUUCUGUUUAUGGUGAAGUUUGUUGAUCAAAAAGUUGUAUGUAUUUCAGGUGGAUAUGCACGCAUUGAAGCAGAUGGGUGAUGCUGACCUCAAAGAGUUGGGAGUACCUAUGGUAAUAUUUAACCUGGUGCUUGUUUCCUUGUUUCUUUUGGUGGCUAUGUGUUAGUUAAUCUGGAAUCUCUAUGGUAAAAGUAUGUUUUGCUCCCAAAAGUUUUGGUGAUAAUAGAUUCUUCGGUUGAGGCCGUUCAAGGAACAUUCCGUACUUCCAAACCGUUUAACUUGUUUCUCCACUCCUUUUCAGAGUAGUUUGGGCACUUGGAUCUGUACUGUUUUGAGCUUUUUCCUCCAUUUUUAUCUGUCUUCUCUUAUGAUGUCUGAUUCACUGUGUAAGCAAGUGAUCUAAUUUUGUGGUGGAUGCAUUACAGGGACCUCGGAAAAAAAUUCUGCUCACCUUGCUUGCACGAUCAAAGAGACAAAUAUAAGCACUGUAACUCUGUAAGGGUUCGGGUUGAGAGUCUGAGUAGAGAUGUCAGCUAUUUUGGAGUGUGCACACUCCCUUUCAAUUUUUGCCUAAUAGAAGCAGACUCAAUGUUCAGACAGAGCCUUUUGGCUCUCAGAUUUGUGGUAGUCAAUGUUUUGAUACGAUAUGCUGAUACACUGUAGAAAGUGUUGAAUUGGGAUGAGAUUCGUUCUGAUGGUUAAAUGUGAAAGGAAGAUGUCUUUUGUGA
Messenger RNA from Oldenlandia corymbosa var. corymbosa, 3093 nucleotides. The record is from the annotation of a GenBank genome assembly. Lineage: Eukaryota; Viridiplantae; Streptophyta; Magnoliopsida; Gentianales; Rubiaceae.